GUCCCAUCCUGCCCCGCGCUGACGCUCACGGCGCCAGAGCAAGAUGGCCGACACUGCGUCCACAGCCGGGGCCGGCGGCUCUGGAACGAGAUCGGGAAGUAAACAGUCCACUAACCCUGCUGAUAACUACUAUCUGGCCCGGAGGAGAACCUUGCAAGUCGUGGUGAGCUCCUUGCUGACAGAGGCAGGAUUUGAGAGUGCUGAGAAAGCUUCGGUGGAAACCCUGACCGAGAUGCUGCAAAGCUAUAUUUCAGAAAUUGGGAGGAGUGCCAAGUCGUACUGCGAGCACACGGCCAGGACCCAGCCCACGCUGUCGGAUAUCGUGGUCACGCUGGUCGAGAUGGGUUUCAACGUGGACACUCUCCCUGCGUAUGCAAAGCGGUCUCAGAGGAUGGUCAUCACUGCUCCUCCGGUGACCAAUCAGCCGGUGACCCCCAAGGCUCUCACAGCAGGGCAGAACCGACCCCACCCGCCACAUAUCCCCAGCCACUUCCCAGAGUUCCCCGACCCCCACACCUACAUCAAAACCCCGACGUACCGGGAGCCCGUGUCCGACUACCAGGUCCUGCGGGAGAAGGCUGCAUCCCAGAGGCGCGACGUGGAGCGGGCGCUCACACGCUUCAUGGCCAAGACAGGGGAGACCCAGAGCCUCUUCAAAGAUGAUGUCAGCACCUUCCCACUGAUUGCCGCCCGGCCCUUCACCAUCCCCUACCUGACAGCCCUUCUGCCCUCGGAGCUGGAGAUGCAGCAGAUGGAAGAGACAGACUCCUCGGAGCAGGAUGAGCAGCCGGACACAGAGAACCUGGCCCUGCACCUGAGCACGGAUGAGUCUGGGGCGGAGAAGGAGAACACAUCCGUCCUGCAGCAGAAUCCCUCCUUGGCAGGCAGCCGGAACGGGGAGGACACCGUCAUCGACAACCCCUACCUGCGCCCUGUGAAGAAACCCAAGAUCCGCAGGAAGAAGUCCCUGUCCUGAGCUAAGGAGCAGGCCUGGCUGCAGAGAGACACAGAUGGGACACAGACUCCACCCUCCGGGUUGACGCUACUGCAGGGAAGAAGCGGAUUCCCUCCGGCAGCUGAGCAGAGGCAGGAUGGGGUCAGGCAGGGUUUUAUAGCAAACCUCACAUUGAGAUGCUGGUUUUCACCAGGGACUGGAAGUCUGGGGACUUCAUUACUAUCACAGAACUGGAUUCGUUUGAAACCCGAGGAGCAGGCAUAGUGCCUGGCAGGACAGAGUUCCUGGCUGCUUUGCUUUCUGCCAGGAAAUCUUUCCCUACCAUGCUUGGGCUCCAGGGUCCCUCUUUGACUCUCAAAACAGUUGCGGCACCAGUGUGACACCCUGGAGCCUCACCAGUUAACACAGCUUCUCUCCAGAGCUGCGGGCACUCUGGGGAGCUGCUGGAGAGUCCCUGUGCCUUGUGGUGUUGGGUGCAGGAGGCCACAUCACAGCUUUGGCACUGGCUGGAGUCGGGCGCCACAGGCAGAUGUGUUAAAGUGGCGAACAGUGACAGGAUAGGGCAGCACUCCUCCAGGCGGGGACAUCCUGAGAGAUUGUCCCUUACCGUCCCUCCAUGGCAUGUGUGCUAGGGAAUUGCUAGCACCUGUUCCUCCGGACAUUUCCCUCACACCAGCUGGCACAUGGGCACCUUGUUCUGUGACAUUAAGAAGAAAAUAGCGGAAGACUUUAUAGAACAGGAAGGGAAGUUACAGGCCAGGCUAGCGCUGUGCGGCUGGGCCUGGCCUCGUGUGUGAAGCCCAGGAGCCUGGCUGCCCUGCGGGAGGCUGCUGUGGGCAGGAGUGGCCAGAGCCUUCAGGCUCAGCCAGGACUUCUGCCUGACGCAGGUCGAUCUCGCAGCAUCUUCGCUUCCUGAUACACCCUACAAACCGGAGAACAAGGGUUAGGGGUGGUGUCCCUUGGCUGGUCUGUAAGGAAGCAGUUUUACAACCAGGUCCAUAGAGGAAGAGUGCCAUGUGCCUAGAAGUUAGCCUGGUUCAGGGCUGGCAAGACAGCUCAGUGGACUACAAGCCUGUUUAGGGAAGCACAGGGGCCCGG
This is a messenger RNA of Octodon degus (degu), 2053 nucleotides long. It is a transcript of the gene Taf8, whose product is annotated as TATA-box binding protein associated factor 8. Bases 44 to 976 code for a protein of 310 amino acids. Lineage: Eukaryota; Metazoa; Chordata; Mammalia; Rodentia; Octodontidae. The record is from RefSeq and is a predicted model, not a curated record. Gene Ontology annotation, biological process: transcription initiation at RNA polymerase II promoter. The transcript has 9 exons. Gene Ontology annotation, cellular component: transcription factor TFIID complex. Gene Ontology annotation, molecular function: protein heterodimerization activity.